Medicago truncatula (barrel medic) is the source of this 2150-nucleotide messenger RNA. RefSeq lists its product as uncharacterized. The transcript is spliced from 6 exons. The record is from RefSeq and is a predicted model, not a curated record. The coding region runs from base 290 to 1759 and encodes 489 amino acids. NCBI's taxonomy places the organism in Eukaryota, Viridiplantae, Streptophyta, Magnoliopsida, Fabales, Fabaceae.
UUCUUCACUCACUCACCACCUUUUCUACUACUCCAUUUUCUUUUGGUCCCAUUUCUUAAUUUCUUUGUCCCUAUUUCAAAUUUACACCCCAACACACAACCACUCAAUUUUCAAAACAAAAACACAAUUUUCUCUUUCUCCAACUCAUAAAAUAAAAAUCACAACUUUCCUCAACCUAAAUCUACACUUGUCUCUUUCUACUUCUUCACAUUCUUCAAUCAUUCCUCAUUAAAAAAAUGUGUACUAUAUUUCUGUGAUCCCAACAAGUUCCAGAAAAUUCAACUUCAUCAUGAAUCAAAGAGAGUUGAUACGUUUCAAGAUAUGUGUAAGAGAGUUCAUGAUUGGGGUUUCGGAAUUAACUGUGGAAUUCUUAAAAGGUUGCAGAGACAUAGUGAAACAAAGCUUAGUCAAUGAAGAUUCAAUCAUUGUUAAGAAAUUUGGAAAGAUUGGGAAGAGAGUAAGAAAACCUUGUGAGAAAUUGUUGAACAAAUUGAGUUACUUUAAUGAGUAUUUGCCAGAAGAUAAAGACCCACUUCAUGCUUGGUUUGUCAUUUUGUUCGUUUCUUUACUUGCUUUCUCAGCUUUGUAUGUAAACUUUGAGCAUGAUCAAUCUGCCCCACUUGAGAAGAAAGUAUUUUUACAUCCUGUUAGUGCUACCCGCAUUAUGCUUCCGGAUGGAAGAUACAUGGCAUACAAGGAGCAAGGUGUUUCGGCUGACAGAGCUAGAUUUUCGAUUAUUGCUCCUCAUACUUUCCUUUCCUCUCGGCUUGCAGGAAUUCCUGGUGUUAAAGAUUCACUGAUGGAAGAGUUUGGCAUUCACUUGAUUACUUAUGAUCUGCCUGGUUUUGGUGAGAGCGAUCCUCAUCCCAAACGAAAUCUGGAAUCGUCAGCAGUAGAUAUGUCGUUUUUAGCUGAUGCUCUUGGUGUUGACAAGUUUUGGAUCAUUGGUUACUCAAGUGGAAGCAAGCAUGCUUGGGCUGCACUUAGAUACAUACCUGAUAGACUUGCAGGUGCUGCCAUGUUUGCCCCCAUGGUGAACCCAUAUGAUCCUUUGAUGACAAACGAAGAGAGACGAAGAACCUGGAACAAAUGGACGCGAAAAAGAAAAUUGAUGUACUUCUUAGCUCGAAGCUUUCCUAGACUUCUUGCUUUCUUCUAUCAGCAAAGUUUCUUAUCAGGGAAGCAUGGUCAGAUUGACAGGUGGCUGUCUUUAUCUCUUGGAAAGAGGGACAAAGCACUGAUGGAAGAUCCAAUCUAUGAGGAUUUCUGGCAAAGGGAUGUGGAAGAAUCAAUUAGGCAAGGAAAUGCAAAACCCUUUGUGGAGGAAGCUGCUUUGCAGGUCUCGAAUUGGGGUUUCAGCCUUUUAGACCUCAAGUUGCAGAAACGAAAAUACAAAAGGAAUGUGCUUAAUUGGCUUAAGGCAAUGUUCACUGAAACUCAGGAGUAUACAGGCUUUCUCGGUCCAAUACACAUAUGGCAAGGAAUGGACGACAAAGUGGUUCCCCCAUCAAUGACUGAUUUUGUGCAUCGCGUACUACCUGGAGCUGCAGUACACAAACUCCCAUAUGAAGGCCACUUCACAUAUAUCUACUUUUGUGAUGAAUGCCACAGACAGAUAUUUACUACACUUUUCGGAACCCCGCAAGGCCCUCUCAGCCUCGACAUUUCUUUAGAAGUAGAUCCAAUUACCCUAGAAGCCAAUGUUGAACUUGAACAGCAAGAAGUAGUAGCAAGUAGUGGUGAUUAUGCCACUGAUUAGAAGUACACACAACAUGAUAAAAUGCUAUUUGUUUUUCCCGUUUUUCUGGCCAACAUCAUCACAAAUUAUAUGAUGUGUAUAUACAAAUAUAGUCAAAGCUUCAUCUCUAACGGAGCCUCAAAUGAAAGAAAAUAAAAUUGAUGUUUCUUCCCCUAUUUUUGGGCUUUUGAACUAGUCUGAUAUGAUACAACAAUUGGGGUUCAUAUGAGAUUCUGAACCAUUUGAUUAAAAAAUGAUUUAGUGCAUAUAUUUUUGUUUUCUUUGUUAUGAUGAGAAUUGAGAGAAAUUGUGUAGUUAAUGUAGGAUUUUUGUUCUUGGAGCUAUGACUGUAGCAAUUGUUACAGCAGAGUUAUCAUUAUGACUGCAAUGAAUAAUAUCAUGAUACCCCCCA